AUGGUCUUCGAGGAUGGAUGGGCGCCGGGACGACGCUGGGUUCAGGUGCUCAGGCGGCCGGGCAAGCACGCUACCGUCUGCCUCGACGGCUACCUGAGCAAGGACUUCACCUACGAUGACGAGUCGUGCUACCGGAGGGCAGCCGUGCAGCAUCUUGCGCUGUUCGUGCCGUGGAGUCCUUCCUGGGCGAAGGAACAGCUGCUUCGACGAUCCGCCGAAGACGCAAAACGCGACGCCAAGCAAUGGGCAGCCUCGUCCGGCGAUGGCGACCCGACGGUCGCACACGUCGAGGAGGGUGGAGCAGGCGAGGCGGGCGCGGAGUCUGCAGCGACAUAUCAGCCCAACAGCAUCGGAGACGCAACGCGGCUCAUCGACGUCGUCCGAGGUGCAGUGGGAGCGAAUCAGGUGACGGCCAAGUCGCCGGAGCUCAUGGCAAUGAUACAGCAGCUCUGUCGGUUUCAGCAAUCGGCGCUGCGCUCGACGGCCGAGCUCGAGGCCACGGCGCUGAUCGAACGAGGGGAGGCGGUUAAGCAUGCCGGGGCGGGUAUUUCCCGGGGCCGCCCUACCGCCGCAGGAUCAGGUCAAGGCUAUCAAGUCGCAGCAGUCCAUCGCUUUUCUGAUAAUAUGCCGCCAGCUCGAUUUGAUGCAGCAGACCGACGGGGCGAUGCCUGCCAGCUGCGCCAGUUCGUCGGUGGCGAGGGCGGUACCGGCAAGUCGCGAAUCAUCGAGGCACUCGUCGAGCUGUUCAGUAAAAAGAGCCUUUCGAAUCGUCUGCUGAUCACGGCGACGUCGGGGACUGCGGCGGCGCGGAUCAACGGCAUCACGAUCCACUCCGCCUGCGGGUUCACUAAAGACCAAGGGGCGGGGGGCGCGAACAUGGAGAAGGAUGUGCUCGUCAUCGACGAGGUGAGCAUGCUCGGGGCGCGGACGCUGCACGCCGUGAACGAGCGGCUUCGCCGGCUUCGCGGAUCGCGGCAAGAUUUCGGGGGGAUCCCCAUCGUCCUCUUCUGCGGAGAUUUUCAGCAGUUCCGGCCGGUCCAAGAGAGGUCGAUCGUCCUGCCUAGCGCGGCCAUCUCGUGGGACGUAGACAACUCGUUCAAGGCCGAGCAGCGUCACCAGCACGACAAAGCGCACGCACUGUGGAAGAGGUUCACGACGGUCGUCAUGCUGGACGAGCAGAUGCGCGCCGCCGGCGACCCGGAGCUGCAGAGGCUGCUGAAGCGGAUCCGUCUAGGCGUGCAGGAUCGGACGGAUCUAAACCUCCUCAACUCAAGGAAUCGGUGGAACCUGAACAUGGAGGCGAGCCUGGCGUUCCGGGUCCAGCAGCGGUCGACGAUGCGCAUUUUCAUCUCCGAGCACAAGUGGAAGGAGGAGCUGCCGACGGAGGAAGAGGCGAUCAUGAUACUCAACCAGGGCGACGAUAGCGCGAUCCCGGUGCCGGCCGUCUUCAUGCGUACCGGGGCAUCGGAUCUCGGCCGAUAUGACGAUCCACUUCGGCCGCCGGCGGGGAUCAUUCUCGAAUCGGAGACGACGAGAUAUCUCCACUUCUGCCAGCGAAAAAGGCCGUGGCAACGCAACGACGUCAGCCGAAAGGGUUUGCCGUGCGCAGCAGCGUUCGCGUGCACGGACUACAAGGUGCAGGGCAAAACGUUGGAGCGCGUGGCCCUCGAGCUGCGAGGGACACGGACGACGAAGAUGGAUGGAACGGUGGUGCCCUCGCAGUGCGACCCGUACGGCCUGUACGUGCAGCUAUCGCGCUGCCGAACUCUAGACGGCAUCAUGCUCGUGUCCAAGGUGCGGGACAGAGACUUGGUGGGCAACCGGGUCCCGAGGAGAUGA
Messenger RNA from Hirsutella rhossiliensis, 1839 nucleotides. RefSeq names its product PIF1-like helicase domain-containing protein. Gene Ontology annotation, molecular function: DNA helicase activity. The transcript is spliced from 8 exons. The coding region runs from base 1 to 1839 and encodes 612 amino acids. The record is from RefSeq and is a predicted model, not a curated record. NCBI's taxonomy places the organism in Eukaryota, Fungi, Ascomycota, Sordariomycetes, Hypocreales, Ophiocordycipitaceae. Gene Ontology annotation, biological process: telomere maintenance; DNA repair.